GAAGUGCAAAAAGUAGAAAAGAACGAGUGGAUGUCACUUACCCCGUGGCUCAUCCUUUUUUAAGUUUUAUCGCUCUCUCUCUCUCUCUCUCUCUCUCUCGGAGUGGAAUUCCGCCAUGGUGAAGCUUUGGGGUGUCUUGAGCCUUGUGAUGGUGAUCUUGAUGCCGGCGUACUCCAAGUUUCCUCCGACUUGCAAUCGCAUCGAGUGCCCUGCCUACGACGUCAUAGACUCCGGCGAUGAGUUCGAGAUACGGCGUUACAAUUCCCCUGUUUGGGCCUCCACCGCUCCCAUUCCCGAUAUCUCUCUCCGUGAAGCAACCAGAGCAGGCUUUCUCCAAUUGUUCGAUUACAUUCAAGGAAAGAACAGUUACAACGAAAAGAUAGAAAUGACAGCACCGGUGAUCACGGAGGUUUCUCCGAGCGAUGGACCGUUUUGUGAAUCGUCAUUUGUCGUUAGCUUCUACGUACCGGGAGUGAACCAAGCAGAUCCACCCCCAGCCAGAGGGCUUCAUGUACAGAGAUGGAAUUCAACAUAUGUAGCAGUUAGACAAUUUGGAGGGUUUGUUUCUGACGAAAACAUUGGAAGUGAAGCUGCUGCUUUGGAUGAAAGUGUUUUUGACACAAAGUGGGGUGCAGCAAUAAGCAAGAGCCGUGGUGGUGGCAGUGGUGCUUCCAUUUAUACUGUGGCUCAGUACAAUUCCCCUUUUGAGUUUGAAGGUCGAGUCAAUGAGAUUUGGUUCUUGUUUGAUAUUGAAGAUGUAGCUGCAGCUCAGGCUUAGAAAUAAAAUUUAGUGUUUAAUGCUAAAUUAAAAACUUUUUCUCUUCUUGUUUAUGACAAAAUCCUUCAAUAAAAUAUUAGGGAGUUCCAGAUAUU
Messenger RNA from Benincasa hispida (wax gourd), 873 nucleotides. RefSeq lists its product as uncharacterized. NCBI's taxonomy places the organism in Eukaryota, Viridiplantae, Streptophyta, Magnoliopsida, Cucurbitales, Cucurbitaceae. The record is from RefSeq and is a predicted model, not a curated record.